Molecule: messenger RNA, 10463 nt
Organism: Heterotrigona itama
Lineage: Eukaryota; Metazoa; Arthropoda; Insecta; Hymenoptera; Apidae
Source: the annotation of a GenBank genome assembly
GACGCAUGAGAGUCGACAGCGGGUGAUCGUGAUCACCUGAGGGCCCCAGCAGUUUUCGGCGAGGCGUAUCGCGAGAUGGCGGACAAUGGUAUAGACAAUCCGGCGUUCGCGAACGAGGACGAUAGCGCGUGCAAAUCGAACCAGAGCGAUGACCAGCAAGUGACCUUGGACCACGAUCGCAAGACGGAAGACGGCCCCGUGGAGAACGGGCAUCAUCGGACGCAGUUCGCGUCGCAGCAACACGCGGAGGCCGGAAACACCAGCCCCGAUCCGCACUACAGAACCGAGACGAAGAUCGAGCUGCCUGACAGCAACGACAAGACCGUCGCCGAGCCGAAAAUGAACGGCGUUCACGGGAACGGCAACAACAACGACGCCAGUUUCUUGAACAACAGCGCGACCAGCGUGCAGAUUAAUGACAAUGGGAAAAAAGAGCAGAUCGAGGCAGUGAACCUGGAGCUGGUCUCGAUGAGGCCUUACGCUGGCAACAAUCUCCAGACGAAGGGUCAAGAGGCAUGCGAGGUUCCAGCUGAUCCCUAUGAGGAGUACUUCGUUCCGGUGAACGAGCAUCGAAAGUACAUCAGGGGCGAGAAACUUUAUGUAACGAAGGACAAGAGAUCGAGGAGCUCGUACUGGAGAAGGAUGGCUUGCUGGGGAUGUGGAUUGUCGAUCCUAGUGAUUGCUGUCAUCAUUGCCAUUUUGGCCGGAACUGGAGUAAUCUUAACGCAAGAGGCAUCUGAACCUCUGGAAAAUCUUCAACAAACCAAUUCCCGGCAAUUCAGCGACGUGCGAACCGCAGGUAGUCAAGAAUAUAUGAAAAACCCUCCAUCGAGUCCACCACCUGCAAUAUCAAGCUCCCCACCCUGGCCAACAACCGACGAAACCAUCUACGACAACGUGCCAAGCGCCUUGGAUGGUGUGUUAAAACUAGACGAUUUGCACUGGAACGACGAACUCGGCGAUCCUAAGUCGAGGGUGUACAGAGAAGUUAGCUCGGAGAUAGAGGAACAUUUAAAGAAUAUAUUGCAACAGCCGGCGGACAACGAUACAGUCGUCAAGGUGUACGACAUAAACAGGGACGGUGAAGUGAGGUUUAGGAUAAGCUAUCCACCACGUUCGAUGCCCGAAGAAAUGCAGCAGAUGAUCGAAGCAACGCUGCAGAAAAGUGGCAACACGGUUGGACAGUAUCAUCUGAGUAGUUUAAGAGUGAACAAAUUGGUUGAUGAGUGUCGGAGUGGAAAUCUUGGGUGUGCGGAAAAGUGUACGUACGAUUAUUCGAAAGGUCUGUUCAUUUGCUCUUGUGGAGCUGGAAAGAUGUUGGACAGUGACGAGAAGAGUUGUAUCGACGAGAAUGAUUUGAGCAACGUCGAAAUGGAUGACGAAGUAUCAGUGUCUAAUACGGAUUAUGUCCAGGGAAGGAGUAGAGGACCUGGUACGAUAUUCGAACCUAGGAGACCUGAUAAUUGGGAUCAUUUGGACUUCAGUACGGAAGCAACGCACGAUGGACAUGUUUCACCACAAGUUGACGAACACGAGUUGCACGUGCGUCCACAUGAUUCGUUGCCGGAAAUGAAACCUACACAGACGACUACGAUGGAACAGAAUCGUGAGUUCAAUGGGGAAUCUGAUUCAAGACAUUGGAUGCAUCAUUCGGAGCAUAAUUACUCAAUUCAUGAUCAUUCGUCACAUGAUCACUUAACUCAUGAUCAUUCGUCACAUGAUCACUCCACUCAUGACCAUUCAACACACGAUCGUUCGAAUCAUGAUCAUUCAACACAUGAUCAUUCGACGUAUGAUCAUUCAGAGCAUGAUUAUUCGAUGCACGAUUAUUUAGAUCAUUACACUACCGAAUCAAAAGAUAAAUCUGAAUCUUUUGCGGGACCAGAACCAUCUGUUGAGCCUGAACCAUCUGCUGAACCUAAACCUUCUGCGGAACCAGAACCAUCUGCUGAACUUGAACCUUCUGCUGAACCCGAACCUUCUGCUGAACCUGAACCUUCUGCGGAACCCGAACCUUCUGCGGAACCCGAACCUUCUGCGGAACCAGAGCCAUCUGCUGAGCCUGAACCUUCCGCAGAACCAGUGUCUUCUAUUGAAUCUGAAUCUUCUGCUAAGUUAGAACCUGCUACUGACUCAGAAUCAUCUGUCGAGUCAAAACCUAUUACUGAAGUAGAAUCUUCUGUUGAACCAGAAUCUUCGGCUGAAUCCAAGCCUUUUGCUGAACUGGAACCUUCAGCUGAACCAAAAUCUCCGACUGAAUUAGGACUGAAUAAUGCCGAAUCUUCCACAGAAACUAUGACUAGUACUGAGCCAGUUGCUUCUGCUGAACCACAGCCUACCGAAUCAGAUGAACCGAAAACCACCGCUGAACCCGAGCCAUCAAAUGAACCUGCUUCAGUUACUGAACCAAACCCCAGCGGUGACUUUGAAUCUUCACUGAAAUCGACAUUAGUACCCGGGGAAAUAGAAACUGCUACAGAACGUGAAUUACCAACUUCAUCAGUCAGAGAACUCGAAUUUUCCACUGAUGAAAAGCCCCCUCAAAAUACGCCUGCUAUCAUUGAGCAUCCUACCGAAGCGCAAAACACAAUGAUGCCAAAGGAUUCAGCAGAAGAAGCUCUAGAAGCUCUCGAAGAUUCUACAGAAGCCAUGACUAUGAAUAAAAUAUCUGAGGGUACAGUUACCGAAUUAUCUGCCACUGAAUUACCCAGCGUUAUAAAAGAAACAGAUUCCUCAGUGAAUUCCUUUGCAACUAAUGUUCCUACAGAUAAAAAAUCAGAAACCACAACACCAAUGAUUCUCGAAGAAACCACGUUGCUGAACAAUGAAAAACUUCCAGACGAUGUAGCCUUGCCAGUGAUACCGUUGAUGUCUGAUACUGAAGAUGCUGUAAUGACAAGUCAUUCGUCUUCCGAAGAUCUUUCAGAAUCAACAAUUGGCACAACGAUGAUGGAAAAUGAUAACGAAGACAAAACGACAACGAUGAGUUCUAACGAAACGCCAAAAGUUGAACAAGUUACUGAGAGCAACAUGGCACAGGAUGAAGCAGUUAAAACUACUACAAUGAACAUAAAUAACGAGGAGUUUGGAAUCAUGAACUCUUCAUCAGAAUCUAACUCUACCUCUCUGUCUAGCACCCAAUCUUCAAUUUCUGAUGAAUCCACUGUGAUCCCUGAAACGACUACUCUUGUAGCAGAUACUAAAUCAGAACACACUACUGAAAUGAAUACUGUUGUAGAAAAUAAUACAGAAGCAAGCAACGAAGAAUCUAAAUCACAGAAUGUCCCAAGUUCUGUAUUAUCUGACGACUCUUCAAUUGUGCAGCCAGAGUCACGCGUGCACGAGACCAACGAGACCAACGUUAUCGAGCACAUGCCAACCACUGUUUUCCCCAAAUUACCAAAGAAUUUCGGUCACAACGUCGAACCGUUGAUAGAGCCUCUUAAAAACAAUACAGAAGAGGAGCAUAUUAUGCUGAUAUCAAAACCUGAAGACAUGUCAGAAGUGUAUGAUCCACAUGCAAUUAUUCCUCAAUUAAUUCCCGAACAAAGGGUUCAGUCGUCCAAUGUAUCAGCGACCGGUGUUCCUGAAGGUUUAGCCGUAGAAAGUAAAGUUCGAUCUUCCACGGAAGUAGUUCAAACAGUUUUGCAUCGUUCGACGAUCCAUCCGGAAGAGAACGUAGUUUCUGCAGGCGAUUCCGUCCGCUCCGAAGACAAUUUAGAUCAUUCGACCAACCAUCCAUUGCAUCCGGCAGUAUUUCCUGAGAAUUCGGUGGAACACGCUACGGAGAAGUUCGACUCAACUUAUGACAAACACGCAGACGACAUGUCUCCCUUCUUGCCGGACAUUCAAAAGGAAAAGGAAGUGAAGAAAGCUCCCAGAUUGGACAAAGACGAGCAGGAUGCGCCGAAUCCUUUCGAAGGGCACGUUGAAGAUGUCGUUACUUAUAAAUCCCCGGUAGAAGUGUCUUCCAAGAAGCCAAAUGCGAACGAGACUGACUCGAAAGAUUCUCUGAACGAUGUGAAAAACUCCGGUGAUAAAGAAGAGGAAAAGAAUGAAGUUGGUCGUGGAUUUAAGAAUGAUGGGCUGGAGGUUGUUGAAGUUAAUAGUACAGAGACUGGGAUUCACAAUGGACUGCAUAACUAUGAUAUGAGUAGGGAUAUUGUUAAGAAUGUUGCACAGGAUAUUGCAAACGAAAAGGAAAAUAGAGAAAGUUCCGAGGAAGACGAAGAGGCGUUGAAAGUGGUUCCAUUGGAAGAACAAUUUAAAAAAACCGAAACUACUGUGAAUAAUGCGGAUAAGAAUAAAUCAGAAACGACAACAGAGUCUGACGCAGUUAGCACAACUCCGACGAAAGGAGACGAAAAACAAUCGGAAGAUUCUAUGAACAAUGUUACUACUUCGGAGAAAGCCGAAGAAAACGCUGUGCAAGAUCACUAUAAUGAUAUAACCGAUGACACUUUGCCCAAGGGAUAUCAGCAGGAUGAUUCAGAGAUACGAAAGAAAAUCAAGGAUGUAUCGAAAAAGUUCAUAGAUAAAGGUGAGAAAUUGUUCAAGAUAAUUGAUAAAAUGAAUGCCACGGCGAAUGACACUGAAGAUACAAUGACCACAAUCGCAAGCGUCGUGGACAAGCAUGCAGAGGAUGCGAAAUUAACCACGCAAAUACCGGUAUUACCAUUGGAGAUACAGCAAGAAAUGUCCACGACUGAGAAAAUCGAAAGUACGACUGUAACUGAGGAGAAUCUUCGGAAAGACAAUAACACAGACGGUCAGAAUAGUGCUCGUGUUAGUACAGAUGAUACCACGACAGUUCAAAUACCGACGACUCACACGAUGUUAAUGGAGACGAAGACCACUGCUCAGGUGCCAAUACUGCCAGAAGAACUGCAAACUACUGAAAGUGAUGUGUUACUGACCACCUCCACAGUGAAACCAGAUGCUGAAGUGAAAAAUAGCAAUUCCGAGAAUGUACGUUCUGACGAGCAGAAAGUUUCUCCGAGCACUACUGUCGAUGGCGUGAAUAAUAAUUCAACCGAAGACUUGUUAACUAACGCAGGACAACAAGUAAACAUACAGAAUAAAACUAUCGACGAUUUGGUGACUAGUGCAGUUGAACAUGUAGGUAACAAAAGUAUUGAUAACACUUGGCUACGACCAAAUGUUUCAGUGCUGGACAAUGCAAACGAGAAAAACGUCACUAGAAUGAAAAUCGAAGGAAACGAGAUGCAAAGAAACGUAACAGAGAGUUCGACGCCUGAAGCUGUUCCUUCAAUUUCCAAUGAAACUGUGACUACAACAGAAUCACAUAAACAGAUGUCUGAGAGUUCCAGCACUACAGAAGACAUUAGACCAGUUACUGAAAUAUUAGAAGAUGAUCCUGAGCCUAUAGGAUUCGAUUACAGAACGCAUCUUGUCAGCACUACACCUAAGACUGUGCUGUCUGACUUAGAUGUAGGAGAAUUAUCAGAAGAGGACUUAAAAGUGAUCCCAUUGGAGAAGAGUUUAGAAGUGAAAAAGAAAUCAGUAGACAAGAAGAUCAUUGACAAGUACAGGUAUAAGAAGGAGAAGGAAUUGAGCUUAGAAGAUGAGGAUGAGAAUACAGUAACAGAGAUUCCAGAACCGGCUACGGUCUCCACUGAAAUACCACAGAUGGUUACUGAAAACGAUAACGUUCAAGACGAAAACCAGAAUGAAACAAAUAUAAACAUCAAUGUGGAAGGAAAUUCUGCCCCUGUUUCACGGCUGAAAAUCAUCGAAACGACCACCGGGUCGAACCAAACAAAAGUUCAAACCUCCGAGACCUCUUCCAACGAAAAAGAGAGUCUUAAUGACAAAAUCAGCAUAACGGUUCCAGACAGUUCGAAGAAAUAUCCUAGCUUCAUACCAGUUUCAGAAAAGAUCAUAGAACCAGAACCUGUCACAGAACCCUUCAUCGUUCUUCGAAACUACCAUCUCCAUCAGCCAGGCGUCGAUUUUACGACAGAAAAGCCAAUGGUUAGCGUACAGCCACGCAACGAAGGUCAUAUAGAAAUGGAACCGGGACAAGUGAUUGAACUAGAUGGAAAAUUGAAUCAGACAGGCUUACAGCCUUCGGUGUUUCCUUUCAUUCAAUCGUCCAUAGCCUCGAUUGCGCAGGAAGCAAAUCACGUUGAGAAACAGAGCACUGAUACGACUGUUCCACCGUCCACGCAAACUAAAUUACCGAACGCGGUGGUGGAGAGCACCAGCCAUAUCGAUGUUUCUUUCCUCGAUCUGCCUCCAAAUAGUAUUUUCUCGAAAUGUACAGCUGGCCAGUUCCAGUGUGUUAAUGGAACGUCCAGGGACGGUGCAUACUGCGUAAGGCUAUCGGCGAAAUGCGACUCCGAAAAUGAUUGUUCGGACGGUUCGGACGAAUUGAAUUGCGAAGAGGAAGGUUGUCCAGGAAAUUUCCAAUGUUCCAGCGGUCAGUGUCUAAAGCGGGACCUGGUGUGCAAUAAAAUCGUCGACUGUGACGAUGGAAGCGAUGAAAAGAAUUGCGAGGAAUGGAGGUGUCAGUUCGAUGAAUUUAAAUGUCCCAGUGGAAGGUGUAUUCCGGGCAUCUGGCAAUGUGACAGUCGUCCAGACUGCGAAGAUCACCGAGACGAGUACAACUGUGCCGAAAGUUGUGGAAACGACGAAUACCUUUGUCCAACGGAGAAAUGGUGCAUACCGUUAACGUGGCAUUGCAAUGGAAUCAACGAAUGUGCCAAUGGGGAAGACGAAAAAUUAUGCGACUGUGGUCUUGAUCAAUUCAAGUGUCAAACAGGCGGAUGCAUACCGAAAAAUCAGGUAUGCGAUGGAAUAGAACAUUGUCCUGAUCAUUCUGACGAAUGGGGCUGUUUAAUGGCGAACGUGACUAUGGACAAGACAUCGUUGGAUGGACAGGAAGAUGACAUUGAAAAUAGUGGUGUUCAAAGAUUUGGAGAAAGUUCCUUGUUAAAAAUAAGACAAUACAACGGCGAGUAUCGUCUUGUGUGCUCCGACGGAUGGAGUGAAGAAUUUAGCAACUCUUAUUGCCAGUCUCUAGGAUUCGCUGGUUCUGAGAGCACAGAAUUCCAGAGAUGGAACAAAACCCAGAAGAUACUCAGAUUAAAGUCAAAUCCGAGUCACCGUGCACCGUUGGUGACGAAUUUGGAACAAAAGGAGCUCUGUGUCUCCGAGAAGGUCGUGCAAGUCUCUUGCCAAGAAUUUUCUUGCGGUUCUGACUAUGGCGAAGGACCAACUGCCAGAUUGGUUGGUGGAACUCCAGCCAGCGAAGGACAAUGGUCCAGCGUGGCUUUGCUAAAGGAACCUAAACACGGUGCUGCUUGCACGGCGAGUAUAUUGGGACCUAUGCACGUGCUUGCUAGUUAUUCCUGUACUCAUAGAUAUAAGCAAAGCAAUGGAUGGCAGCUUUUUACCGGUGAAAACUUAUUAAAAGCACAUCCCGUGAAGAACAUCAUUCCCUAUCCACAAGUGAAAUAUAAUCAAUUUUUAUACAACAAUGACAUCGUGUUGGUGGAGCUCGAGAAGCCUUUGACUUUCUCAAGGAAUGUUAGCGCAGUCUGUCUUCCGAAACACCCUAUUCAGCCAAGACAAAUAUGCGUCAUGGCAGGAUGGGGAUUCUCUGUGAAUGGCGAAGUAGACUUACAAAAAUAUUUGAAUUUCCUACCAUUGCCAACGUUGGAUUCUGAGAAGUGUAAUGCAACCAGUCAUUACGCAGGAUUUAUUACAAAGGAUAAUAUAUGUGCUGGAUUCACCGAUACGAAUAAGGGACCUUGCUACAACGACGAAGGAGCACCUCUAAUGUGUGGAACCGGAGGAGGAUCGGUCAGAUGGGAAAUUCAAGGACUGCUCAGUCAUCACAGCAGAUGCUCGAGAGGUCAUCCGGCAAUUUAUUCUAGCGUGGAACCAGCGUUAUCUUGGUUACGAAACUCCGUGCCCGCUUUGCAAACGCAAAGUUAAAGUGCUAAUAAACGUGGUUCCGUUCUUUUCACGAGGAUACGCGAGAAUUAGAUGAAUUUUAACUCGAUUUAAUAUUCGAAUCGACCACAACGAUAUACCGGAACGAACGAAGAAACGAAAUAACAAAAAUUUUCACCGGAAGGGAACUGUCAGAUUGAACGUUGAAGUUCCUGUUGAAAUUCAUAAGACAUGAAAACUACGUACUUAAUUUAUAUUCGUCUGUAUCUUUCAAACGAUAUGUUCCUAUUUAAAUGCAAAGAACGUGUUUGACGGAUAAUAACGCGAUCGCGGCCAUAAUUCGUUCUGCAUGAUGAAAAUAUAUUUCGAAUCGUAAACAAGUUUUUUCCCUCCUGUCUCUAUGCCAACGAUGCCAAUUAAUGGAUAUUGCAAUACUGAUGAGUUUUUGCGCUCGUAAAAAAUAAUGACGCAGAUACAUAUACAUAAUUGGCGAUACACGAUAUUUACAAUUAAGAAGUUUGUAAAUACUGUAUAAAGCGACUGUUUAAUAUGCUUAACAUUGUAAGAGAUUUUUUUUUUUUACAAGUUUAGCGAAUUAGGUCUCUUAAGAAUAUUCUAUGAGUAUGAAAAGACGUGAAAUGUUUAACACACUCGUUUACUCUGCUGAAUACCCGACAGGUUUCAUGUGACAACUAUGCUGACAUACACUUUACAGUCUACUAUGUCAGAGAAAUAUUAAUAAAGGGUGUAGUGUUACUGAUUAGUAACUGAUUAGUAUUGUCCGCAUGAAUCGUUUAAAUUCAUUUUCUAUCUGAGCAAACUAACUAAAGCAAUAUGAAAAUAUUUAUUGGAAAGGAGAGACCAUCAAAUAGAUACACCCAAUUAUUCAAUCAACAGUUUGUCUCAGAGAUCCUAUAAAAGGAUUCCUGAAAUGAAUGAUAAAGUAGAUUUUAAGAUAUAGAUAGGAUAAAUGUAUAUAAUAUAUAAGUAUUUUAAUGAAAUACAUUGUUACGAAAAGACACAAUAAUAAAAUCUGUUUAUGUAUGCAUAGUCACUGAUGAAUGCGUAAGUAUUUUUAUACGCUAAGAUAAAAAAUAAAUGUAUUUUAAAUGAAUACAAAGUUGUUUCAUUUUAAAUAUAAAUAACUUUAUUCAUGAAGUAAUAAAUAAUUAUUUUUUUGUAAAUAUGUUAUUUGUAUGUUAUACAAUAAAUCCUUAAUCUAAUUGUUUUUUCGGUAUUGCUGCAAUUUCAACUGCUGUCACAACGGCAUCUAUAGUGAUUAAUGAUUUAGAGAUACUAGUUAUCACUUCAUUGUAUUUGGAAAAAACUUCAUUUAUACGGCUGUUUAAUGCUUGAGAAUCCUCAUAUAACUUAAGAUAUGAUAGAUUCAGAUCAUUGAGUUUAUUUAUCAAUUCUGGAACAUUUUUUAAGUGAUCAGUUUCUAAGGCAGGCAUUAGUUCUUGCAUCUGUUUCAACAAUUCGUGAUUCUGCUUAAUUUCUGGUGCCAUUGCUAGUAACAAUUGAACUUUAGCCUCUAUAGGUAUUUCCGAACUUUCAAUCAUUGGAUCUAGAUAAUUAUUUAAUUCUGGUAAUCGUUUUAUCAUUAGAUUUGCUUUCUCUCGUCCUGACAUUGCAGAUGAGAUUAGCGUAUUUACAUGUAAAAUAUUAUCAACUAUAGGAUUCUCUAAUGAAGUAUCAUUAGUUUCAUCUUUCUUUGCAAGUCCAUAUAUUUGCUUUUCCAAUUCAGCAAUCCUAUUCUCAAGCAAUUCAAUCGUCGCCAUUCUAACUGUAAAAUUUAAAAAUUUAAGAACUCCGAAAAUAUAAUCUCAACUUUUUAUAUAACAAACUUGUAUAAAUAACAAUUCACAUGUAUGAAUUAAGACACAAAUUUUGACAGACGAAAUUAGGUUAUAGUACGCGACUAGUAGAUCUGAAGUGAUACGAUUAGUCUCGUUCGUAUCGCAACUCACUUCAAACUGUUUGAAAAAAGGCGCGAAGCCGAAUAUAUCAAUAAUUUUGAAUUUUUACAUACUCAAAACUUAUUAACCUUAACAACCUUCAUAGUAACAAUGUUUAAACAGUGUAAACGAUUAUAAAUAUAUACCAGAACUGUCAUAAAGACGCCCAAUUAUAUACAGGAUUCUCAAAUUAAUGUAUAAGAUGUCCAAAUUAAUGUAUCGUUGUUAAAUUAAUGUAUUUAUUUCCUUGAAAUUAAUUUAAAUAAAAAUAUUACGUAUCUGACAUGUAAAGGAUAAAAUGAAAUAUUUGAAUUCUUUUCGUAAAAAGCAAAGACUCACAAGAGAAUAACAACAGUAAUGAUUAUCGUCUUUGAAAAUGACCGUUUAUUACGCAGCUGCGAAACUUACCCGAAACUCUCGCAAAAAGACAAAAGACUGCUUUAAAUAGACGCACAGUGGUAAAGUGCGUAAGUAGGCAGUUGCAACCGUAUACACUCGGUGGGUUCACACUUUUAAAUAAACUCUCGAUCUCCCCUCUUCACUUAACAAGAGAAACAGUUACAGACGAAUACCAGACAAUGUCCG